This is a messenger RNA of Lymnaea stagnalis (great pond snail), 10943 nucleotides long. The record is from the annotation of a GenBank genome assembly. NCBI's taxonomy places the organism in Eukaryota, Metazoa, Mollusca, Gastropoda, Lymnaeidae.
AAAAGUCGACUCUUGCUAUAUCCAAAACAACUUCUGGUCAGUCCUGAUACUGGUCAUCUACUCCAUCCUCCCGGCAAUCAUUCUGUCCGUAUUGACCCUUGUCCUGCUGGUGUUUCAUUUUAGGAAGAAGGAACGAAUGGCACGUGAACAGAACAAACAACCAACAAAAGGUGAACACGUCAUACAUUGAACUGACCACGUCAUACAUUGAAUUGACCACGUCAUAGAAAUGAACUGACCACGUUAUACAAUGAACUGACCACGUCAUACAUUGAACUGACCACGUCAUGGAAUGAACUGACCACGUCAUACAUUGAAAUGACCAUGUCAUGCAUUGAACUGACAACGUCAUACAUUGAACUGACCACGUUAUACAUUGAAUUGACCACGUUAAACAUUGAAUUGACCAAGUUUUAAAUUGAAUUGACCACGUUUUACAUUGAAUUGACCUUGUUAUACAUUGAAUUGACCACGUUCUACAUUAAAUUAACCACGUUAUACAUUGAAUUGACAACGUUAUACAUUGAAUUGACCACGUUAUACAUUGAAUUGACCACGUUAUACAUUGAACUGACCACGUUAUACAUUGAAUUGACCAGGUUAUACAUUGAAUUGACCACGUUAUACAUUGAAUUAACCACGUUAUACAUUGAAUUGACCACGAUUAACAUUGAACUGACCACGUUAUACAUUGAACUGACUAGGUUAUACAUUGAAUUGAUCACGUUAUACAUUGAAUUGACCACGUUAUACAUUGAAUUGACCACGUUGUACAUUGAACUGACCACGUCAUACAUUGAACUGACCAACGUCAUACAUUGAACUAACCACGUCAUACAUUGAAUUGACCACGUCCUAUAUUGAACUGACCACGUCAUACUUUGAACUGACUAUGUCAUACAUUGAAUUGACCACGUCAUACAUUGAACUGACUAUGUAAUACAUUGAAUUGACCACGUCAUACAUUGAACUGACUAUGUCAUACAUUGAAUUGACAACGUCAUACAUUGAACUGACUAUGUCAUACAUUUAAUUGACAACGUCAUACAUUGAACUGACUAUGUCAUACAUUGAAUUGACAACGUCAUACAUUGAAUUGACCGGGUUAUACAUUGAAUUGACGACGUUAUACAUUGAACUGACCACGUCAUACAUCGAACUGACCACGUCAUAUAUUGAACUGACUAUGUCAUACAUUGAAUUGACCACGUCAUACAUUGAACUGACCAACGUCAUACAUUGAACUGACCACGUCAUAAUUUGAACUGACCACGUCAUACAUUAAACUGACUACGUCAUACAUUUAACUGACUACGUCAUACAUUGAACUGACUACGUCAUACAUUGAAUUGACCACGUCAUAUAUUGAAUAGACCACGUCAUACAUUGAACUGACUACGUCAUACAUUGAACUGACUACGUAAUACAUUGAACUGACCACGUUAUACAUUGAACUGACUACGUCAUACAUUGAAUUGACCACGUUAUACAUUGAAUUGACCAUGUCAUACAUUGAAUUGACCACGUUAUACAUUGAACUGACCACGUCAUACAUUGAACUGACUACGUCAUACAUUGAAUUGACCAUGUCAUACAUUGAAAUAACCACGUAAUACAUUGAACUGACCACGUCAUACAUUGAACUGACUAUGUCAUACAUUGAACUGACCACGUCAUACAUCGAACUGACUACGUCAUACAUUGAAUUGACCACGUUAUACAUUGAACUGACUACGUCAUACAUUGAACUGUUUACGUAAUAAAUUGAACUGACCACGUUAUACAUUGAAUUGACCACGUUAUACAUUAAAUUGACCAUGUUAUACAUUGAAUUGACCACGUAAUACAUUGAAUUGACCACGUCAUACAUUAAUUUUACCACGAUAUACAUUGAACUGACCAUGUCAUUUAUUGAAUUGACCAGGUCAUGCAUUGAACUGACUACGUCAUACAUUGAAUUGACCACGAUAUACAUUGAAUUGACCACGUUAUACAUUGAACUGACCACGUUAUACAUUGAAUUGACCAGGUUACACAUUGAAUUGACCACGUUAUACAUUGAAUUAACCACGUUAUACAUUGAAUUGACCACGAUUAACAUUGAACUGACCACGUCAUACAUUGAACUGACUACGUCAUACAUUGAAUUGACCAUGUCAUACAUUGAACUAACCACGUAAUACAUUGAACUGACCACGUCAUACAUUGAACUGACUACGUCAUACAUUUAACUGACUACGUCAUACAUUGAACUGACUACGUCAUGCAUUGAAUUGACCACGUCAUAUAUUGAAUAGACCACGUCAUACAUUGAACUGACUACGUCAUACAUUGAACUGACUACGUAAUACAUUGAACUGACCACGUUAUACAUUGAACUGACUACGUCAUACAUUGAAUUGACCACGUUAUACAUUGAAUUGACCAUGUCAUACAUUGAAUUGACCACGUUAUACAAUGAAUUGACCACGUCAUACAUAGAACUGACCACGUCAUGGAAUGAACUGACCACGUCAUACAUUGAAAUGACCAUGUCAUGCAUUGAACUGACAACGUCAUACAUUGAACUGACCAAGUUAUACAUUGAAUUGACCACGUUAAACAUUGAAUUGACCAAGUUUUAAAUUGAAUUGACCACGUUUUACAUUGAAUUGACCACGUUAUACAUUGAAUUGACCACGUUCUACAUUAAAUUAACCACGUUAUACAUUGAAUUGACAACGUUAUACAUUGAAUUGACCACGUUAUACAUUGAAUUGACCACGUUAUACAUUGAACUGACCACGUUAUACAUUGAAUUGACCAGGUUAUACAUUGAAUUGACCACGUUAUACAUUGAAUUAACCACGUUAUACAUUGAAUUGACCACGAUUAACAUUGAACUGACCACGUUAUACAUUGAACUGACUAGGUUAUACAUUGAAUUGAUCACGUUAUACAUUGAAUUGACCACGUUAUACAUUGAAUUGACCACGUUGUACAUUGAAAUGACCACGUCAUACAUUGAAUUGACCACGUUAUACAUUGAACUGACCACGUCAUACAUUGAACUGACCAACGUCAUACAUUGAACUGACCACGUCAUACAUUGAAUUGACCACGUCCUUUAUUGAACUGACCACGUCAUACUUUGAACUGACUAUGUCAUACAUUGAAUUGACCACGUCAUACAUUGAACUGACUAUGUCAUAUAUUGAAUUGACCACGUCAUACAUUGAACUGACUAUGUCAUACAUUGAAUUGACAACGUCAUACAUUGAGCUGACUAUGUCAUACAUUGAAUUGACAACGUCAUACAUUGAACUGACUAUGUCAUACAUUGAAUUGACAACGUCAUACAUUGAAUUGAACGCGUUAUACAUUGAAUUGACGACGUUAUACAUUGAACUGACCACGUCAUACAUUGAACUGACCACGUCAUAUAUUGAACUUACUAUGUCAUACAUUGAAUUGACCACGUCAUACAUUGAACUGACCAACGUCAUACAUUGAACUGACCACGUCAUACAUUGAACUGACCACGUCAUACAUUAAACUGACUACGUCAUACAUUUAACUGACUACGUCAUACAUUGAACUGACUACGUCAUACAUUGAAUUUACCACGUCAUAUAUUGAAUAGACCACGUCAUACAUUGAACUGACUACGUCAUACAUUGAACUGACUACGUAAUACAUUGAAGUGACCACGUUAUACAUUGAACUGACUACGUCAUACAUUGAAUUUACCACGUUAUACAUUGAAUUGACCAUGUCAUACAUUGAAUUGACCACGUUAUACAUUGAAUUGACCACGUUCUACAUUGAACUGACUACGUCAUACAUUGAAUUGACCAUGUCAUACAUUGAACUAACCACGUAAUACAUUGAACUGACCACGUCAUACAUUGAACUGACUACGUCAUACAUUGAACUGACCACGUCAUACAUUGAACUGACUACGUCAUACAUUGAAUUGACCACGUUAUACAUUUAAUUGACCACGUCAUACAUUGAAUUGACCUAGUCAUACAUUGAACUGACUACGUCAUACAUUGAACUGUUUACGUAAUAAAUUGAACUGACCACGUUAUACAUUGAAUUGACCACGUUAUACAUUAAAUUGACCAUGUUAUACAUUGAAUUGACCAAGUAAUACAUUGAAUUGACCACGUCAUACAAUAAUUUUACCACGAUAUACAUUGAACUGACCAUGUCAUUUAUUGAAUUGACCAGGUCAUGCAUUGAACUGACUACGUCAUACAUUGAAUUGACCACGUUAUACAUUGAACUGACCGCGUCAUACAUUGAACUGACUACGUCAUACAUUGAAUUGACCACGUUAUACAUUGAACUGUCCACGUCAUUCAUUGAACUGACUACGUCAUACAUUGACUUGACCACGUCAUACAUUUAACAGACCACGUCAAACAUUGAAUUGACCACGUUAUACAUUGAAUUGACCGCGUUAUACAUUGAAUUGACGACGUUAUACAUUGAACUGACCACGUCAUACAUUGAACUGACCACGUCAUAUAUUGAACUGACUAUGUCAUACAUUGAAUUGACCACGUCAUACAUUGAACUGACCAACGUCAUACAUUGAACUGACCACGUCAUACAUUGAAUUAAACACGUCCUACGUUGACAUGAACUGACCACGUCAUACUUUGAACUGACUAUGUCAUACAUUGAAUUGACCACGUCAUACAUUGAACUGACUAUGUCAUACAUUGAAUUGACAACGUCAUACAUUGAACUGACUAUGUCAUACAUAGAAUUGACAACGUCAUACAUUGAACUGACUAUGUCAUACAUUGAAUUGACAACGUUAUACAUUGAACUGACUAUGUCAUAGAUUGAAUUGACAACGUCAUACAUUGAACUGACUACGUCAUACAUUGAAUUGACCACGUUAUAUAUUUAAUUGACCACGUCAUACAUUGAAUUGACCAUGUCAUACAUUCAACUGACUACGUCAUACAUUGAACUGACUACGUAAUACAUUGAACUGACCACGUUAUACAUUGAAUUGACCACGUUAUACAUUGAAUUGAUCACGUUAUACAUUAAAUUGACCACGUUAUACAUUGAAUUGACCACGUAAUACAUUGAAUUGACCACGUCAAACAUUGAUUUCACCACGUUAUACAUUGAACUGACCAUGUCAUUCAUUGAAUUGACCAGGUCAUACAUUGAACUGACUACGUCAUAUAUUGAAUUGACCACGUUAUACAUUGAACUGUCCACGUCAUACAUUGAACUGACUACGUCAUACAUUGAAUUGACCACGUCAUACAUUUAACUGACCACGUCAUACAUUGAAUUGACCACGUUAUACAUUGAAUUGACAGCGUUAUACAUUGAAUUGACGAAGUUAUACAUUGAACUGACCACGUCAUACAUUGAACUGACCACGUCAUAUAUUGAACUGACUAUGUCAUACAUUGAAUUGACCACGUCAUACAUUGAACUGACCAACGUCAUACAUUGAACUGACCACGUCAUACAUUGAAUUGACCACGUCCUAUAUUGAACUGACCACGUCAUACUUUGUACUGACUAUGUCAUACAUUGAAUUGACCACGUCAUACAUUGAACUGACUAUGUCAUACAUUGAAUUGACAACGUCAUACAUUGAACUGACUAUGUAAUACAUUGAAUUGACAACGUCAUACAUUGAACUGACUAUGUCAUACAUUGAAUUGACAACGUCAUACAUUGAACUGAGUAUGUCAUACAUUGAACUGACCACGUUUUACACUGAACUCACCACAUUAUGCUUUUAAAUGACCAUAUUCAUACGUUGCACUGACCAUGGUAUACAUUGAACUGACCAAGUCAUACAUUGAAAUUAUUACGUUAUACAUUGAACUUACCACGUUAUACAUUGAACUGCCCAAGUCAUACAUUGAUUUGACCACGUCAUACAUUGAACUGACUAUGUCAUUCAUUAAACUGUUAACAUUUAUUGCACUGACCACGUUAUACAUUGAAUUGACCAAAACAUACAUUGAAAUGACCACGUUAUACAUUGAAAUGACCAAGUCAUCCAUUGAACUGACCACGUCAUCAAUAAUAAUGACCACGUUUUUCAUUAAAAUGAAAACGUAAUACCUUGAACUGAGCAUGUGAUACAUUGACAUGACAACGCUAUACACACGCUGAACUGACUAAGCUAUCAAUUAAAAUGACCACGUCAUCCUUUAAAAUGACAACGUCAUUCAUUGCACUGACCAUGUCAUACAUUGAACUGAACACGUCAUACAUUGAACUGAACACGUCAUCUAUUGACAUAACCAUGUAAUUCAUUGAAAUGAACACGUCAUUUUUUUAAAUGAACGCGUCAUCCAUUGACUGAAAACGUCAUACAUUAAACUGAACACGUUGAAAUGACCACGUCAUCCAUUGAACUGAUCACAUAUAUUGAAAUAACCACAUAUUGAACUGACCACAUUCAUUUAACUGACCACAUAAAAUAUUUGUAAAAUUGGUGGUAGGAAAAAGAGAGUAAUUGUCUUUUACAUUGGCGUGUCAUGUUAUUAUCCUCUACAAAUUGAACCCUGUUUGUAAACAGCUUGGUUUUGAAACAACACUGUUUGGGAAUCUAUUAUUUGUAAAGAUACUAUUUAUAAAGACAUUGCUUCUGAAGACAUUCUUUGUGGAGACACUGCUUGUGACGGCAGGGUUUGUAAAGAUAUUGUUAAGAAACUGCUUGUAAAUCCUCUGCAUGUGAACGACUCUGAGACCGAUAAUUGCUCUACUCUAUCCCAACCACAGUCAGUCGUCACAUGAUCACACUGGUCAUCGUAUCUAGCGUCCACUUUGUCUUCAGUAUCAUUCCCCUUCUGAUGGGCAACCUGAUGGGGGCCGUCCUGUUUAGAUACAACAACCCAGUGGAGCGAGCCAAGGCAGAGCUGAGUAACUGAGAUUUUCAUCUUUGUAGGAUGUGUGCUCCAUCGUGUUGCUAGAUCUGUGUUAUCCAAUGCUGUGUCAGAUAUGUUGCUAGAUGUGUUGUCCUAUGGUGUGAUGGAUGUGUUUCCUUGUGUGUUGUCCAGUGUUGUGCCGGAUGUGUUGUUAAUUGUAUGUUGUCCAGUGCUGUGCCGGAUGUGUCGUUAAUUGUAUGUUGUCCAGUGUUGUGCCGGAUGUGUUGUUAAUUGUAUGUUGUCCAGUGUUUUGCCAGAUGUGUUGUUAAUUGUAUGUUGUCCAGUGUUGUGUCGGAUGAGUUGUUAAUUGUAUGUUGUCCAGUGUUGUUCCGGAUGUGUUGUUAAUUGUAUGUUGUCCAGUGUUGUGUCGGAUGUGUUGCCGAUGGGUUGUAAUUCUGUUUUCAUCAGACACAGGUAUAAUCCAAAACACAAAACUAUCGCAUCCACCAAACAUUCAACAAACUCUAUUCAAUACAAGGUAAGCAGCGUUUAUGUUAGACAAGCAGUUCGGGGCAGGGAAAAGCAGUUUUUUUGGAUGGGCAUGCAAGAGGCGUAGGAAAUGCAAAGUAGGCGGUCUGCCCUCGUUAAUAACGCGUCCAAAAAAAAAAAAUUAAUAGAAAAAUGAGAUCGUGUGAAAUGAAGAAAGUAAUGUAUUCGACCAAAUUUCCGUCGAUCGACUUUCCGUCGACGAAAUUUCUUUCAAACAAAUGUCCGGAUACGACCUCCGACGUCUUCAUCUAAAAUAAAUUAAAUUCAUCUUAGUUGAGGUUAUGUUUGUACACCCCACAUCUCACAAAGUUUCGCCGCUGGAAUUGACAUAGCCCAGCUAUUAAUACAAAAUUAAAGAAAACAGGUAAGUCAGUUCAAGAAAAUAAUAUUUAAGUCCUAAGGUCCAGCCUUGAAAGAAAAGAGAUGUCUGCUAUAAACACUGUUGACCAUAAAAUCCUUUUUCAAAACCCUUGAAAAUUACUUUGGAAUUUCUGGUUCAGUUUUGGCUUGGUCAGGGUCCUACCUCUCUAAUAGAACGCAAGUUGUCUCUGUCGAUGGCUGUCCCUCCGGCAAGGCUGAUUUUGGUGUACGGAGUGCCACAGGGGUCCAUUUUGGGCCAGGUUCUAUUCACAUUGUAUACCAGACCACUGCUCCUCUUGCUUGGGAGGCAUGCUGUUGAGAACCAGUCAUUUGCAUAUGACACGCAGGUAUACAAGCAUACCCAUCCAUCGUGUGUCGAUUCCGCUUUCCAGACUUUGCAGGCGUGCAUUGAUGAUGUCAAGUCAUGGAUGACACUCAGCAAGUUGAAGCUUAAUGAUGACAAAACAGAAGCACUCCUCAUUUACAAUUACAAAUCAUCCUCUACCUCAACACUUCCCACCUUAUUUCAAGUAGGUAACUCCGACAUACACUUUAUUUAUUUUUACAAUUAUUAAAAACAUGUAAACUAAGUAAAAUAAAAAUGAGACACUAGGAUAGUAACCACUAUACUAUAGAAACAAUUAAAUGGCUAUAAAGCGAGGACAAUUUGGCACGUUUUGGCCCAUACUACAAGAUCAACCGGAGACAGAAAAUGAGGCAGGGCAAGGAUAGUGCAUCACAGGUCAUAGGCGGACCUAAACAGAUGGGUGUUAAGGGACUUUUUGAAAGUGGACGAGGUUUUACAAUUGACGGAUAUGGAAGGGGAGCUGGUUCCAGAACGUGGGCCCAUGGAAGUAGAAGGAGCGUUCACCGGUGGUCUUAGUUUUGGUUCUUGGGAUUGAGAGGGUUGUAUUGUCAAUGGAAGAGCGUAGCUGUCUUGUUUAGACCCUCUGCUAGGAAUCUUGUUUAUAUUCUUUCUAACAACAUGUCUCUCGAUAAACAUAUCUCUCACAUUUGUCGUUCGGCAUACACCGCUAUCCGUCAGAUCAGCUCCAUACGCCACUACCUCACAGUUAGCAAAAAAAAACUCUAGUCUGCGCUCUUGUUUUCUCUCGUCUUGACUAGUGCAACUCUCUUCUGUCAUGUUCAUCAAAACACUGCAUAGAAAAAAUGCAGAAAGUUCAAAACUCUGCUGCGAGGCUUGUUCUAAAAGCAAAAAAAGAAACCACGUCACUCCACUCUCUUCAUUGGCUCCCUAUAGAGGCACGCAUUGACUACAAGCUGUCUUUUCUCUGUCACAACUCUUUCUCGGAUUCCUGCCCUUCCUAUCUAACUGAACUUCUUUCUGUCUAUUCACCCCUUCGACAACUUCGCUCCUCCGCAGACUCGCGUAUUCUGUCCGUUCCCAAGACACGCACUAAAUUAUAUGGUGAACGAUCUUUCUCUUUCUGCGCCGCUAAACAAUGGAAUUCUUUGCCACUACACAUCCGCAAUGCACCAACCACCCAGGCCUUCAAAACUGCACUCAAAACACAUCUCUUUAAACUAUAUUACCCUGACUGAUUCCCCUCCUCUGACCGAUAAAUGAUCCUGCUGGCUGCCGUCCAUGGUUUGCCUUGUAAAAUUUCUGGGGUGGGUUUGGGUACCUUUGUUUUUGUCUUUCGACUACUUGCCUUUUUUAAUUUCAUGUAUGCAUUUUAUUUUGAUAUCAUGAUUAGGUCUCUUUUGCUAAAUAUUCUUAUGUACAGCGCGUGAGCCCAGUCCUAAGCUGGGGUACCGCGCUAUAUAAGACAACUAAUUAUUAUUAUUGCAAACAAUAAUGAAUGAAUCAACACCGAUCCAUAUCGAACAACAUGAGGUAGUGGCACGGCUGGAGUGUCCUCUAUUUGUUUUUAAUCUUCGUAUCCUCACAGGGAUAGAGCCUAGGGAUAUUUCAUGGCUUCCGCCACGUCACUAGCACUGAACAGAGUGAUACAAAAGACAGUUCUUUAGCUUUCUUAUUUUAAUCUCAAUUACUAUUACUUCCCAUCCACACAUGGCAUUGUAUUACUUCACAUCCACACAUGGCAUUGUAUUACUUCACAUCCACACAGGGCAUUGUAUUACUUUACAUCCACACAUGGCAUUGUAUUACUUCACAUCCACACAUGGCAUUGUAUUACUUCACAUCCACACAUGGCAUUGUAUUACUUCACAUCACACAUGCAUUGUAUUACUUCACAUCCACACAUGGCAUUGUAUUACUUCACAUCCACACAUGUCAUUGUAUUACUUCACAUCCACACAGGGCAUUGUAUUACUUUUCAUCCACACAUGGCAUUGUAUUACUUCACAUCCACACAUGGCAUUGUAUUACUUCACAUCCACACAUGGCAUUGUAUUACUUCACAUUCACACAUGGCAUUGUAUUACUUUACAUCCACACAUGGCAUUGUAUUACUUCACAUCCACACAUGGUAUUGUAUUACUUCACAUCCACACAUGGCAUUGUAUUACUUCACAUCCCCACAUGUCAUUGUAUUACUUCACAUCCACACAGGGCAUUGUAUUACUUUUCAUCCACACAUGGCAUUGUAUUACUUCACAUCCACACAUGGCAUUGUAUUACUUCACAUCCACACAUGGCAUUGUAUUACUUCACAUUCACACAUGGCAUUGUAUUACUUCACAUCCACACAUGGCAUUGUAUUACUUCACAUCCACACAUGGCAUUGUAUUACUUCACAUCCACACAUGGUAUUGUAUUACUUCACAUCCACACAGGGCAUUGUAUUAUUUCACAUCCACACAGGGCAUUGUAUUACUUCCCAUCCACACAUGGCAUUGUAUUACUUCACAUCCACACAUGCAUUGUAUUACUUGACAUCCACACAUGGCAUUGUAUUACUUCACAUCCACAUAUGUCAUUGUAUUACUUCACAUCCACACAUGUCAUUGUAUUACUUCACAUCCACACGUGGCAUUGUAUUACUUCACAUUCACACAUGGCAAUGUAUUACUUCACAUCCACACAUAUCAUUGUAUUACUUCACAUUCACACAUGGCAUUGUAUUACUUCACAUCCACACAUGGCAUUGUAUUACUUCACAUCCACACAUGGCAUUGUAUUACUUCACAUCCACACAUGGCUUUGUAUUACUUCACAUCCACAGCAUCAUCCAUCACUGUUCAAAUCGUCUACCUCUCCAA